AAAGAGAAAAAGAAAUAAAGCAAAAUAAAAAAAGGGAAUGAAAGGAGCGUAGAAUAAAGCAAAAGUUAAUGUCUUUCUCUUACACGGAUCCCCAUAGAAUAUCAAGUCUUACCAUUGCUUGCUGGAAUACAUUCUUUUUGUUUAGUUUAAAGGAACUUGCUUUGUUCCCUUUAGAUACACUCUUAUACCAAAGAGAGUUUAAUUUAUAGUUACAUUUCUUUACAUUGUUAAUCUUUAGUACAUUAUGCAAAAAAUGUACUACUUAUAAAUAUGGUAUGAUUAGUAUAUGAUUGAGUUGCAUUGUUUUGUUUCUAGACAUAUUUUGUUACAUUUUUUUUUUUUUGUGAGAGAAAAAAUGAAGAGUAUGAUGGAAAAUGAUGAUGAGAGUGUUGACAUUAACAAUGAGAAUAAUUGGUUAGGUUUUUCACUAUCUCCUCAAAUGAAUAAUCAGUCACAACAUUCUUCAUCUUCUUCUGCUUCUGAAAUAGUUCCACUUUCAUCAAGCUUUUACAAUUCUACCCCUCUUAGUAACUAUUGUUUCUCUUAUGGACUUGAACAUGAAAAUAAUGUUGGUUUGUAUUCUUUACUUCCCAUUAUGCCCCUCAAAUCUGAUGGAUCUCUUUAUGAAAUGCCCCCACAAACACAAGCAAUGACACCAAAACUUGAGAAUUUUUUAGGUAAUGAAGCUAUGGAAACUCCUCAUUAUGCAUGUACUAGUACUACUGUCACAGAAACAAUGCCUUUGAGUUUAGACAGUAUGUUUCAAAAUCAAGUUCAACACAUGAACAAUCAACAACAAUUAUCAUAUUAUGAUUUAAUGUUAGAAGGGUCAAAGCAAAAUCAAAAUUCAAGUGGAAAUUUUCAUGUUUCAAACAUAGGUGAAGAUAAUGGACUUAGUGGUUUAAAGAAUUGGGUUUUAAGGAAUUUUCCAGCUAGUCAUGGACAUGAUAAUUCAAAGAUGAUUGUUCCGGUUGUUGUCGAUGAAAAUGUCGGUGAAUCUUGUUCCAAUAUUGGUUCAAUGGCUUAUGGUGAUUUGCAUUCUUUGAGCUUAUCAAUGAGUCCUAGUUCACAAUCUAGCUGUGUUACAACUUCACAGAAUAUGUCAUCUGCUGUUAUUGAUAAUAAUUCUGUUGCUAUUGAUACUAAGAAAAGAGGAAAUGAAAAGAUUGAACAGAAACAAAUUGUUCAUAGGAAAUCUAUUGAUACUUUUGGUCAAAGAACCUCUCAAUAUAGAGGUGUAACAAGGCAUAGGUGGACUGGGAGAUAUGAAGCUCAUCUAUGGGACAACAGUUGCAAGAAAGAAGGCCAAAGCAGAAAAGGAAGACAAGUUUAUCUUGGUGGUUAUGAUAUGGAAGAAAAAGCUGCUAGAGCUUAUGAUCAAGCAGCACUUAAGUAUUGGGGACCAUCCACUCACAUAAACUUCCCUUUGGAAAAUUAUCAAAAUCAACUUGAGGAAAUGAAAAAUAUGACAAGACAAGAAUAUGUUGCUCAUUUAAGAAGAAAAAGCAGUGGAUUCUCAAGAGGAGCUUCCAUGUAUAGAGGAGUAACAAGACACCACCAACAUGGAAGAUGGCAAGCUAGAAUUGGUAGAGUUGCUGGUAACAAAGAUCUAUAUCUUGGAACCUUCAGUACACAAGAGGAAGCGGCCGAAGCCUACGACAUAGCAGCUAUAAAAUUCCGAGGAGCUAAUGCAGUAACCAACUUUGAUAUCGUAAAAUAUGAUGUUGAAAAAAUCAUGGCAAGUAGUAACCUUCUUAGCAUUGAAUUUGCUAGAAGGAACAAAGAGGUUGUCGAUACAACUCAACACAUUGAUCAAAACAAGCCUAAUUCUUCUGCUUAUGACAACAACACUCAAGAAGCAAUUUUAAUGCAGAAGAAUAUGGUUCUGUAUCAAUCCUCUCAACAACAGAAUCAACCAAGAAUUGAGAAUGAAAGAACUCAUCAAUCAUUUUCAUCGGUAUCUUUCGAUAACAUGUUUCAUCAAGAAGUAGUUGAGGAAGCAAGUAAGAUGAGAACACAUGUAUCAAAUGCUUCUUCAUUGGCUACAAGUUUAAGCAGUUCAAGGGAAGGUAGUCCUGAUAGAACAAGCUUACAAAAUCUCUCUGGAAUAAUGCCUUCAACAGCUUCUAAACUAUUGGUUACUAAUGCUCCAAAUAGUAAUGUGAAUUCAUGGGACCCUUCACUUCAUCUUAGGACUCAGAUGCCAGUUUUUGCUGCUUGGACUGAUGCAUAGUCCCUUUCUUUGUCUUAAACUUUCAAUUUUAUUUUUUUGCUUUUUGCAUGGAGGGACACAAUAUGAAAGAAAAGGGUGAUAGGAGCUAGUAGAAUGAGAGUUUAAUUACUUAUUCCUCAAGUUUAAACUUUUUUGAUACAAAAAAGUUUAGGUUAGUUGAAUCUCAUACGACUACUAAUGUUAAGGCAAGCUUCGAGACUCAAACUCCAAUUUAAACUUUAAGUAAUUACGAUA
Molecule: messenger RNA, 2467 nt
Organism: Trifolium pratense (red clover)
Lineage: Eukaryota; Viridiplantae; Streptophyta; Magnoliopsida; Fabales; Fabaceae
Product: AP2-like ethylene-responsive transcription factor ANT
Exons: 9
Coding region: 287-2233 (648 amino acids)
Biological process (GO): regulation of DNA-templated transcription
Molecular function (GO): DNA binding; DNA-binding transcription factor activity
Source: RefSeq, a predicted model, not a curated record